UAAGGUUUAAUUGAAAAGGUUGGGUUGUGUUGCAGUGGCCACUACAUCGAGCAGUCAGUGCCAGAUCAGAAAAUUACCAAUAUUUUUUGUGAACUUUGGAAAGUCUUUGGAACCGUGCUAUGAAACGGGACUACUGAAUCAAGAUUGAUUAAAACUCACUCUCAUCGAUUAUGAUACUCAGUGUAGUGGUCAUCUAACUGGAAGAGCAGUAGAGAUCGAGAUAAAUUAUUUCAUAUUGCUGCAACGCAAAAAAAAUUGUGACAUUGCAUCAGUGGAAAAUCUUAUACGGGAAAUAAUAAACCACUGAUGAAAUAAAAACUAAAUAUAGAAUUGAUUGUGUUGAUUGGCGAUUUUAUACUGUAACUUGAUAGAUAGUGAUUCAUAUUAAGCCCUGUUUGUAUUGUGGCAUUAGUUCAAGCUCAAGCCGAUAUAAGCUGCAUCAUGGACAUAACACUGAUAGUGAAAGCCUCGAACCAACAGUUUGAGGAUCAGACUAUAAAAUGUGAGCCAUCAUGGUCGAUACGUCGUCUUAAAGGACACCUGACGGAGGUACAUCCCGGCAAACCAAGUACUGAAGAACAGAAACUGAUCUACUCCGGUCAACUGUUAGGGGAUAGUGUUAUACUCAAAGAUGUUCUACGCCAGUACGACGGUCAACAAGCUUACACAGUACACUUAGUGUUUCCACCGAAAAAUAACCGCUAUCACAAGGAUCCUGCAGGCAGUAGUAACAGUAGCAGUAGUUCCAAAACUAUGGCACCGAAAGUAAAAUCAGAAACCGCUAACGUGCAAGCUUCGACCGGUGCUUCUAGAUCCAACGCCGAGACAUCACGAACGAUGGAUACAGCAUCAGGUGGAGUUGCAAUUCAAACGGAUGGUAUACGACACCGUGGGGUAGCGACCGGAAAUAGCACUAGCUCUACCACCAGCGACAGAGCUACGACCUUUCCUGCAAAUCAUAUUUCAACGGCCACGGCCGAUUACAUUAUGGGACAGCAGUUGGCAAUGCAGAAUUGGAUGCAGCAAACCUACAUGCAAUAUCUCAACCAGUACAUGAAUGCGAUAUCUACUGCACACAAUGAACAACAAGCUCGGCAUCCAGAUAGCCAUCAUCUUCCUGUGCCCACUGUUCCACAGCUUAAUCCGCAACAGAUUCCCACAAUGCCAAUAACAGCAGCUAACGCAAACCCCAUCCUAGCCCAAACUACACCAAAUCUGUCUUACUACCCGUACCUUUCAACCCUGAAUUCAUCACAAUUACCUUCGGCAAGCAGCAUUCCAGCUCCCAUUACAUCCAGCGGAACAAUAUUGAACAAUCAACCACAUCCCACUAACAUUUCCACGGCUGUGCCAGCUAGUUCUUCAAAUGCAGCAUCCGUUAUGCUUCCGAAAGGACCUAGUUCAUCAGUUGUACCACAAGCCGAAGCGACCGCUGGACCAAGCCGAGGUGUUACCGCCAGUACAACACCCACUAUGCCGCCGGGAACGACAACAUCUGACGGUGCCACCGAUGCAGCCGUAGAUACAGCCGACGCCGGAAACGCAGCACCGGGUACAGCUGCAGACGCACCAGCAGCACCUGCACCAGCGAGAAGAUUUCCCAAUAUAGUGGUCGAGGAGCAGGAAAAUCGUGACUGGCUAGAUAUUUUUUUCAGCAUGUGUCGAGUGGGAAUCCUUAUGACCGUGGUAUACAUGUAUUCAUCGCCUAUCCGGUGCAUGACGGUGUUUGUCAUCGGAACAUCACUCUAUUUGUAUCAAAUUGGUUUCUUUCGCAACAACAAUGCCGAUCGUUUGGAACGAGCCAGACGGAUUGUCGUUCAACAGCUCAACAAUGCACAUGGCAUACGACCAAAUGCAGUUGCUCGCGCUCGUCUUGCAACUCCGGCUCCAGCACCGGAAGCAGAUGCUAAUGGAGCUACUGACGACAACCCACAAGUGGAAAACAAUACCACUUCGGAAAAUCCGAAAGAUGGCGCAGACUCGCCAAAAGCAGAACAGGAUAUGACAACUGAAAGUACUACCGCUACCGAGUCAGACAAAAAAUCUACCUCGCCCACACCGGAACCGUUGGAAGAAGACACCAUGGCAUCGACUGAACCAGGAACACUAGAAGUGGACGAUCUUACAUCAACCGUGAUGCCAGAAGCGAAUCGAGUUAAUCUGAAUGAUGUCGCCGCAUUUCUACGAACUUUGGUGCUAUCGUUUUUUACAUCAAUCAUACCUGACACUCCUGCUGCCUAAAAUAUAUUGUCUGACAAUAGAUGCACCAGCUGCCAAUAGUGUUGUCGUACUAUUUGUCAACUCCAGAUUACACAGAGCGGAGCAAAACAGCAGGAACGGUGUGCAAAUAUUAUAUGUACAUAGUAUCUACUCCCUGCACAGCAUAAACGUGGUUUAUCAUAGGUUAAAGAUAUCUUAGCAUAUGCAAUCUAGUUUUGGGCUUAAAGUUCUUCUAAGAGCACACGAGUUCUAAUAUAAGGCCUGACGGUGGAAAAAAUUUAUUUUUAUAUAAGCAAAUUUGACUACACUUGUUAUCAUGUGGAAAAGUCGUUGCCAAAAACAUACACACUCUGCGGACUCAAAGUUAUGCUAUAUUCGCUUUACAAACGUACGUAUGCUGUAGGAUCAGGUUAUCUGAAAGCUUUAACGGAGAGGUAGAAUUAGUAUUUACGAGUCCGGUCGUUUGCUAUAGAACAUAGGUGAUACGACCGCAGUCAAGUCCAGUUAGCAUUUGCACUACCUAUCUUUUAUUAUUGUUUAAUUUUCGACUUUAAAUUUAUUCUGCUUCCUGGCUAAAAAAUAUAUGUUAUACCUAAGAACCUAUUUUUGAGCAACUGUAAUAUAGAGUUAGAAAAACGUUAUCAGUUAAUGAAUUACAAGAUGAUUAAUAAAUUUAUUUAUGUUCAUUAAAAA
This is a messenger RNA of Wyeomyia smithii (pitcher-plant mosquito), 2913 nucleotides long. RefSeq names its product homocysteine-responsive endoplasmic reticulum-resident ubiquitin-like domain member 2 protein (gene Herp). NCBI's taxonomy places the organism in Eukaryota, Metazoa, Arthropoda, Insecta, Diptera, Culicidae. The coding region runs from base 442 to 2241 and encodes 599 amino acids. Gene Ontology annotation, biological process: endoplasmic reticulum unfolded protein response. Gene Ontology annotation, molecular function: protein binding. The transcript is spliced from 4 exons. The record is from RefSeq and is a predicted model, not a curated record.